AUGUCGCACCUGCCUCAGGGAAACCUUCUUCCGCUCAUCCGCGCUGGCGACAUCGUCUCCAUCUGGCAUGACGUCAUCCUCUUCGCCUCCCCAGGCGCGAGUAACUCUCCGCGGCGCGCCUCGCCGCGCGCCGUCUCCGCUUCUGCAGCGCGGGGCAAGCCGGCGACUAUUCCCCUCCUCAACUUCAUCUGCACUUCUUCCAAGUCUAGCUCGUUCGCCGCGUCGCUCGCCGGUCGCCGUCGCCGUCUAGCGCUUGACGGCGCCGUCAAAGUCGACGACUCGGAGCAGCGGCCGUGGAACCUCGGGAUUAUCCCGCAGACGUGCGUCCUCGGGCCGUCCGCCGUCUCGCAGGAAUCCUCCGCAACCUCCGCCUCCGCGCUUCCCGACAAAAACACUUCCGCAGCAGACGUCGACCUUUAUGAUCCACUCGACUCCUCUGCCGCCGAUCCCAGCGACCCGUUCAGCCGUUCCGAUGAUUGCGGCGAGUUUCCCGUGAUUCUGGACAACGCGCCGUUAGAGGCGGUGGAGGUGGGCGCAAAGGAGCGCGACCCGGGCGACGUGUUCCCCGUGCUGCCGCUCCUCGCGCUCCCCGUGCGCCUGCGGUCCGGCCUGGGGACGGAAGUUUCGUGGAAGCUGGUCGUUGUGGCGGCAGAUGAUGGGCUCGUUCUGGCCAAUCAGGUGGCGACUAUAGUGGAGACGAUUUUACCGAGAGUUAAAGACUGGGCCGCGGGAGGGUUCGGGGGUUUCACGGGAGGAUCAGGGGGAGUCGCUUCCGACCAUUGGUGGAUCCCCGAAUCUCCGCGGCGCGAAUCGGACGACUGGGAGGAAGCUGCGCGUAAGGCGCAGGGCGUGGUUCUCGAAGCGCACAGCAUAUGGAAGCUGCUGGUUCCUUCGCUCCGCCGCCCCACGCUGCAGCGACGGCAGCGCGUGAGCGAGCGCACGGUGGAUGGCUGGCGGGAUAAGCGCGGGGCGGGGGACGACGACGAGAGCAACCUCUUGAAGCUCAUCGCACGACCCGGCGCUAGCGGUGGGCUUGGCGGGUUUGGCAGGGGGAAGUCCCGCGGCGGCGGCGGAAACGGGAGGGAAGGGAGCGGAGCGGUGGCUGGGGCAAAGGGAGGGCUCAGCAGGGGGAGAUGUUCCGCCGCCGCUGCUGCGGCGGCUGUUGCGGCAGCUGAAGGGCGCUCGGCGCGCAACGAGAGUGAUAUGGGAGGCGGGGAGUGGGAGGAGGAGGAGGGGCGAGAGGACGAGGGAACGAGACAUCUGAGUCGGACGGCGGGCGGGGAGCAUUCGCGUGGCAGCGGCGGUGUAAACAACGGCGGCAGGAGCAGCGCGGAAAGCAACAGCAGCGGCGGGAAGCGCAGAGGCGUGCUGCCGCAGAUUUCGCCGCGCUCCUUGUCGAUGACAACCGUCGCGGCUGCGCGCGCGCUCGUGAAAACCGCCACGUGGAGCAGGGCGUCUAGUCUUAACGGUACCAGCAGUGGUCAUGGUACUGAUGAAAGCGACGGGCAGCCAAUCGCAAAUUCACCAAGCGGGGCUUGGCAGGGGAAUGAGGGCAGUGGAGAUGGUGGCGAGGGAGAUUAUGAUGGAGCAGGCGGUAACUGUUUUCAUAUCGGUGACGGAAGUGGUUACGGCAUUACCAGCGGUGGUGGAGAGCGGGUGCGGAGUGGGGCACGGGGUGCGUUCAGCAGGAGCAACACGGCAUCAAGCACAUACAGCUUCGUGAGCAUGGGGAGUAUGGCCAGCAGCCACAGUAGCCGCUACAGCAAAAGCCCUGCUGCCACUCCAGACCUUCCUGCUGCUACUGCUGCUACUGCUGGGUAUCACGGUGCGGGCAAGAGUCACGGAGUCGACGGACUAGUGGUCGAUGGGCGGAGUGGGGAAACAGAUGCGACGGCUCGUGCAGGAGAAACAGACGGCGGAUGCCGCCCGUUCACCCCGCCUAUGGGCCGGUCAAAGACCGAACCCAAAAACCGUGGUUCAGGGCGAUCGAGGCAGGGGCGACCGCGCAGGGUCCUGUCACCCACUGAUGCACAUGAUGCUGCUGCCUCUGCUCACAACAAUCACCCCAAUCACGACAAUUACGAUCAUGACUCGGAUGAGGAUGAUUCAGACGAUGACGACAACUUUGCCUUCUCUCAGCCGAGUGCACCUCAUGGCCUCAUCCCCACACCUCACAGACUCACCCCAACACCGGGCGCCACCAGGCGAAUGUCGGAGUCUCACUCCCCUCUGCCCAGCCCACCCGUGCUGAAUCGCCGCUGGUCCCUGGCCUCCAGGACUGGCCCCACAGGGGAAGGAGGGGCGGGGCACCGUGGCCGGAACGUGUUUGAUGCCUCUGCUGAGGAUGGGGGCAUGGAGGUGGAUGGUCGGCGGGGCAGUCGGGGACGGGAUGGUGGGCCGGAGGCAGCAGAGUGGGUGGCGGAGGAGUGCAGUGAUGACUGCUCCAGCCAGGCGAGCUCUAGCCAUGCUAGUGUUGAGCAUGCCAACAGCCACUACGGACAGCAACUGCGGGAACGGAGAAUGCUGCCCAAAUUACCCACACUCCCCAAGUCACCCUCUCUGCCUAAAUCACCAACACUACCCAAGUCACACGCACUCCCCAAGUCACCCUCUCUGCCUAAAUCACCAACACUACCCAAGUCACACGCACUCCCCAAGUCACCCUCUCUGCCUAAAUCACCCGCACUGCCCAAGUCACCUGCAUUACCCAAGUCACCUACAAUGCCCAGGUCACCCUCUUUGCCCAAGUCACCCGCACACCCCAUAUCAUCCACACUGACCAAGUCACCCUCCCAGCCCAAGUCACCUUAUGCAGAAAAGAGUGGGUUGCGAGGGGGGGUCCGCAUGGAACGACCACAUCCUCCUGACAGCAACCCCAUGAGGGCAUGUGAGAGCAGUGUAGGAGGGAGCAGCAUGGGUGUUCCUUCUGAGGUGCCGCAAACCAGAGGAGGCACCAGGAGGGGUGUGCGGGGCAAGCAGCGGGGGAAGCAGCAGCUGGUUCCAGAAUGCUUUUCCACCGAGUCGGAAGUUCCUAUGAGAUCAAUGAGCCCUGGCAGUAACAUGCUCGCCAGAAGUGUGUCGUACGAUCAGCCAUCGCCGCAGGUAGCAGCAAUGAUUGCUGCUGAAGCGCCGUUGCCGGAGCCACCAGGCCGACGAUUUGCUGACCUCCCCCGCGUGGCGGCUGCGUGCCGCCGCUGGCGCCCUCUCGCCCUGGACCCCUCGCUGUGCUGCGCUGCCUUCUGCCACUCCCACCGCCUGCUCUCCCUGCGCCUCCCCUCCUCCGCUGGCCCAGCACCGCCAACGCCAGCAUCAGCAUCAGCACCAGCAGCACCAGCAGCACCAGCAGCAUCUGCAUCAGCCUCAGCAUCAGCAGCAGCAGCAGCAUCUGCAUCAGCAGCAGCAUCUGCAGCAGCACCAGCACCAGCUGUAACAGCAGCACCAGUGCCAGAGGCAAAGGGGGAUAAGCUAUCAUCCCCUCUCCUCCAUUCCGCCUCCACUCCUGCAGUGUGCUCCCGUGCCCACUCGCACCCCCCUCCCCUCCCCUCGUCCCCCACUCCUCGCACCGCCCGCCGUGGCCCCCCCUCCCUCCUCUCACUCCUCGCGUCGCCCGAGUUCGCUCUCUCCCACCCCAUUGGCCGCUCCGACUCCAUUGCCAGCCUGGCAGUGCGCUUCCACGUGCAGGCCAUGGACAUCCGGCGUCUCAACAACAUCAUGAGCGACCAUGCCAUCCACACACGCACACGCCUCCUCAUCCCCAUCCCCCCCUCGCGCCGCCCGGCUGAGCUGGCGGGGCGGCAUUGCGCCAUCCAGUUUGAUUCGCACGCGCGGCGGGAGGUGCUGCUGGUGUUCCAGGAGGGGGAGGAGGCGGAGAUCCGGCAGGCGUAUGGAGAAGCACGAAACGCCAGACCCUCGGCAGCACAUGGCACUGCGCAGGUGGUUUCUCUGUUGCAAAGAGCCCUUCAGGUGGACGAGCCAACAGCGCAGUACUACCUGGGCGAGGCGGACGGCGAUGUGCGGGCGGCAGUGGCACUGUUCAUGGAGGACCAGCAGUGGGAGCGGGCGCAGGCACAGGCAGGGGAGAGGAGGAAGAGCCUUGUGAUUGGCUGCAGGAGGGGGAGAGCUGAUAGGUUGUAA
Molecule: messenger RNA, 4134 nt
Organism: Closterium sp. Naga37s-1
Lineage: Eukaryota; Viridiplantae; Streptophyta; Zygnematophyceae; Desmidiales; Closteriaceae
Source: the annotation of a GenBank genome assembly